UUGCAAUUAUCAGAAGAUGAAUUGGUGCAAGAGCUAACUCGCAUAGGUGGUAUUCCAGAAGAUCUUUACGAAGAUCUUGUUCAGCGAGUCAUUUAUGAUUUGAAAGCAGUGCUGAUUGAGCGUGUUGAAAAUCUUCUUCAUACAGCACGCACAAAUACUUCUCAAAACUUUAAGCAUGCUCAUAUUCAGAUGCAGGAAAAAAUACGGAAUCUAUACGAUAGUAUAUGUGUUUUUGAAGAAGGAACAUCAUGUUUUGAUGAUGCUGUUAGUGCAAAUCUUAAAUCAUAUUUGUUGCGAACCUUGUGUACAGAUGUUGCUUACACUAUAUUAUCUGCCAUGACGGGCUCGAAUCUGUCAAAUACUACUAGUCCAAAAAUUCGAGAUGAAUGUAUAGCGAAUAUCAAUAGUAUAGAUGGGCGCAGAUCUUUUACAAAGUUAUUUUUAUCGCUAACAGGCUCGGAUUUGAAUAAUUUUCACAGUGCUCUUUUAGAAGUUUCUGCUAUGAACAUUUGCUCGAUCAAUUUGAAAUUGCCCGAUAAAAAAAAGCGAGUAGAACUUGUUGAAACAUAUGCGUCAGAAUUGGAGCGACAGUUGAUGUCCUGCGAGGAUGCCGCUUCCGGAUUACUUGUCGCAUUAUUACUUCUUAUUGCAAGGAAUUGUAAUUUAGCUGUCCAUGCUUCUGGAAAAUUUGUGUCUCAUCUCAUUGCGAAGGUAGAGAUGUUUCAAAAUGUCAGCGCUAAUCUCUUCGAAUGUCUUAUAAAAACCCAGAAGUAUGUUAUUUUGUCACUGAGGCAAAAGAAUGAUGAAUUGGCACCACUGAUGGCUGAAAAUUUAAAAAAUUUGAAGGAUUUUAUUCUAAAAAAAUAG
This is a messenger RNA of Dracunculus medinensis (Guinea worm), 867 nucleotides long. The record is from the annotation of a GenBank genome assembly. NCBI's taxonomy places the organism in Eukaryota, Metazoa, Nematoda, Chromadorea, Rhabditida, Dracunculidae.